AUGGCGAUUUGGAGGCUCAGCCCGCGAAGGGUGUUGCUGGUUGCUGGGUAUUGGGAGCCCCCGGAAGGGCCUGCAGAUGACUCCCUUUCCAAGGUUUUGGGGCCCACUUUUCAGGAACCGGUCAAGGGCCAGCAGCCAAUGGCACCGGGGGCCCGCUCGCUCAACUUUGGGCGAAACCCUAAAAUAAACAAGAUGCAAGGAACCAAACGUCGAUCGAGAAACAUUUUCCAUCGCAGGGAUUCGUCAUUUGGAUACGAAUUUCACCGGUCCCACCCGCACAAUGUGUCAAAGAUAUAUAUUAUAUGUCGUGGCGAUUGGGACUAUUUCCAACUCCUCCGCUUCCAACUUUCCUCCGUAAAAUCCAGCCCUUGA
This is a messenger RNA of Paracoccidioides brasiliensis Pb18, 372 nucleotides long. RefSeq lists its product as uncharacterized. The coding region runs from base 1 to 372 and encodes 123 amino acids. The record is from RefSeq and is a predicted model, not a curated record. The transcript has 3 exons.